Messenger RNA from Phyllostomus discolor (pale spear-nosed bat), 512 nucleotides. It is a transcript of the gene SPINK13, whose product is annotated as serine peptidase inhibitor Kazal type 13. The transcript has 4 exons. The record is from RefSeq and is a predicted model, not a curated record. Gene Ontology annotation, molecular function: protein binding. NCBI's taxonomy places the organism in Eukaryota, Metazoa, Chordata, Mammalia, Chiroptera, Phyllostomidae. Bases 104 to 397 code for a protein of 97 amino acids.
CUCUGGUAGGAGGGGUUGGAAAGCUGGCUUGGCAAGGGGUUAGGAAUUAACUAUCUUGAGCAUUUUCACAGGCCUCUCCAAGCAGGACGUUGGGUGAGACUGAAUGGCUGCCUUCCCUCUCGUGACCGUGACCGUGUUUCUCCUGGUAUCCAUGACCGGGGAACAAGCUUUAUUUACAGCAUUCGUGAAACGGGACUACUCUAGAUGGCCUAAGCCCCCAUGUGAAAUGUACUACCCGCCGGACCCUACAAAUGACCUGUACUGCCCUAAUGUGACUGCGCCCGUGUGCACCACUCUUGGCCACACUUACCAGAACGAGUGUCACUUUUGUGUCGCUCAGUGGGACUAUGGUUCGCAUAUUCAAUUUGAUAAAUAUGGGAAAUGUCAUGAUAAGUAACAGAGUAUUACAUUCGCUCAUUCUUUCCACUACUAAAUUCUGAAAAUCACUUCAUUUGGAAUGUAUGCAUUCUUUUGAGACUGUGUAAUAAACACUGCCCUAUGCUGCACUCAGA